Molecule: messenger RNA, 1539 nt
Organism: Siniperca chuatsi (mandarin fish)
Lineage: Eukaryota; Metazoa; Chordata; Actinopteri; Centrarchiformes; Sinipercidae
Gene: ucp1
Product: uncoupling protein 1
Exons: 7
Coding region: 174-1115 (313 amino acids)
Biological process (GO): adaptive thermogenesis; response to cold; mitochondrial transport
Cellular component (GO): mitochondrial membrane
Molecular function (GO): oxidative phosphorylation uncoupler activity
Source: RefSeq, a predicted model, not a curated record
AUGCCAUAAAAAAGCCAGCCAGAAGACAUAUAAGUACAGAGCAUAAGAUGCAUCUUUCCUUUCUGUAGAGUGGGGCCUUUUAUGGGUUAUAAUCUGGCCAAUCAAAUCCUGCCUGGUAACAAACAACUGAGGAUCAAAAGGAACAUUUAAAUUUUAGACAAUUAUUAGGAAACAUGGUGGGACUUAAACCCUUAGAUGUUCCCCCUCCACUGGGGGUGAAGAUGGCAAGUGCUGGGGCAGCAGCCUGCAUAGCUGACAUUGUCACAUUUCCUCUGGACACAGCUAAAGUCAGACUACAGAUUCAGGGAGAGAAGACUGCAGUGGAAGGCAUCCGUUACAGAGGGGUGUUUGGGACCAUCAGCACCAUGAUCCGAACAGAGGGGCCCAAGUCUGUGUACAACGGGCUGGUAGCAGGGCUGCAGAGACAAGUGUGCUUCGCCUCCAUCAGAAUCGGCCUCUAUGACAAUGUCAAAGAUUUCUACACUGGUGGCAAAGACAACCCUGGUGUACUGGUACGUAUCCUGGCUGGCUGCACUACAGGUGCCAUGGCAGUGUCCUUUGCACAACCUACUGAUGUGGUCAAGGUUCGAUUCCAAGCCCAGAUGAACCUGAAUGGUGUGGCUCGUCGCUACAGUGGCACUCUGCAGGCCUAUAAACACAUCUUCCAGAAUGAGGGCAUUCGUGGACUCUGGAAAGGCACACUACCCAACAUCACAAGAAACGCGCUAGUCAACUGCACAGAGCUGGUCACAUACGACCUGAUCAAGGAGGCCAUCCUUAGACACAAACUGAUGUCAGACAAUCUGCCUUGCCACUUUGUAUCUGCGUUUGGUGCCGGCUUUGUUACCACGGUGAUUGCUUCCCCAGUAGAUGUGGUGAAAACUAGAUACAUGAACUCACCACCAGGCCAGUACAAGAGCGCUAUCAACUGCGCCUGGACCAUGUUGUCUAAAGAGGGGCCGACGGCUUUCUACAAAGGAUUUGUGCCCUCGUUUCUAAGGUUGGGAUCGUGGAAUGUUGUGAUGUUCGUCUCAUUCGAACAAAUCAAGAGAGCCAUGAUGGUCACAAAGAAGAGGAUUGACGACAGAAAUCGAGAUUCCUGUUUCAAAGUUUGACUGAAAAACCUGAUGCACCACUGGGUUGGAACAUCGCUGGAGAAACCUAAUGAAUAUCAAUUCACAUUUUAGUUUUAUUCUAUUUGUCCUAUUGCGACAAAGAAGAAAAUCCUUUGUUGAAAAAGGAAUAUUGGACAAUCUACCUUCUAUUUUGACUAUAUGUUGAACUGAUGUGUAAAAGAAAUGCAGUUGUAUCUUUAUAUUUAUAAUUUUUCAUAAUGAAUCCAUUCCAAAUUUAAUCGGAGAUAAUGGUGCUAACACUAGGUUGUGAUAACCACCUUUGGGAGGGUUGAGUUUGCACUUUAAGACGUGUAAUUCUAAAUCUUCCAAUUAUAUAUUUUAGGCAGCUUAAACCAGUACACCUUUAUAUGGGAAAUAAUACUGGUACCCAUAAUAAAUUCAACAGGUUUAUGUAAACCCUAAA